AUGAAAACCACAUUAUUUCUCUUAUUCAUAUUGCUCUCUAAUGCUGCACCUUCACUUUCAGGAAAGUGCAAUCCGCAUGACAAAAGAGCACUUCUCCAAAUAAAGAAAGAACUCAACAACCCAACACUUCUCUCCUCAUGGAAACCACACACUGAUUGCUGCAACACAAAAUGGUAUGGUGUGGAUUGCUAUCCCGUUAAUAAUCGUGUAGUAUCUCUAACUAUCUCAAACAACACCCACGUUACCUCUCAAUUUCCACCCUCAAUUGGUAACCUACCUUACUUGGAAACCCUUUUUUUCUUCCUAUUACCAAACCUCACUGGCACAAUCCCACAUUCAAUAUCAAAACUCACAAAGCUCAAAUACCUCACAAUCAGCAAAACAAGCAUAUCAGGUCCAAUACCCAACUUCAUAACCACACUUAAAAGCCUCAUUAACUUUGAUUUAUCAUUCAACAACCUCUCUGGAACACUCCCUCACUCUCUUGACCAGUUUCCUAAUCUCUCAUCGGUUAACUUUGAAAACAACAAGCUUACAGGGUCAAUCCCUGAUUCAUAUGGGAAUUUCAAGAACAACCCAAUUGCUGGUUUAAUCCUCUCUCAUAAUCAACUCUAUGGGACACUCCCAUUGUCAUUGGCAAGGUUGAACUCUUCCAUUAUUGACUUGUCUCAUAACAGGUUUGAAGGUGAUGCCUCGAUGCUUUUUGGGUCCACCAAAGUGACAGUAUCAUUAGACCUUUCGUGGAACAAGUUUGAUUUUGAUAUGGGGAAAGUGAAGUUGUCUAAGACACUAAAUACGUUGGAUGUGAGUCAUAAUCAGAUAUAUGGGAACCUUCCUAUGGGAAUGGAAAAUAUAUUGAGUUUGAAUGUGAGCUACAAUAGGCUUUGUGGUGAGAUUCCAAAGGGUGGCAAAUUGCAGAGCUUUGAUGUGUACACUUAUUUUCAUAACAAGUGCUUGUGCGGAUCUCCACUUCCAAGCUGCAAGUGA
Messenger RNA from Gastrolobium bilobum, 987 nucleotides. Its product is annotated as polygalacturonase inhibitor-like. Gene Ontology annotation, molecular function: protein binding. The transcript has a single exon. NCBI's taxonomy places the organism in Eukaryota, Viridiplantae, Streptophyta, Magnoliopsida, Fabales, Fabaceae. The coding region runs from base 1 to 987 and encodes 328 amino acids. The record is from RefSeq and is a predicted model, not a curated record.